Xiphophorus hellerii (green swordtail) is the source of this 1005-nucleotide messenger RNA. RefSeq names its product neurolysin, mitochondrial-like. Bases 1 to 1005 code for a protein of 334 amino acids. Gene Ontology annotation, cellular component: mitochondrial intermembrane space. Lineage: Eukaryota; Metazoa; Chordata; Actinopteri; Cyprinodontiformes; Poeciliidae. The record is from RefSeq and is a predicted model, not a curated record. Gene Ontology annotation, molecular function: metalloendopeptidase activity. Gene Ontology annotation, biological process: peptide metabolic process; proteolysis. The transcript has 5 exons.
AUGGAUGAGGAAGCACACCGCGUCCUCCACUGCAGCCAUCGAGAAGACAUCCGGCAACAGAGGAACAAACACCAGCAGCUGACAUCAUCACACAGACGCAGACAUGAUGCAUUCUACGACAGACUAAAACCCAUUGGAAUCAAGGAGAGAAAGUACAUCCUAGCACUGAAGAAGAGGGAGUGCUUGAUGAAGGGCUUCCAGUUUGAUGGGCAGAUCAAUGCCUGGGACUUGCCCUACUACAUGAACCAAGUGGAGCAGUGCAAGUUUGCUGUGAACAAAGACAAACUGAUUGAGUAUUUUCCCCUGGAGGUGGUGACAGAAGGGCUGUUUGGUAUCUACAAGGAGCUGCUGGGCCUCACCUUUGAAGAGGUCAAGGGCGCUCACGUUUGGCACGAAGAUGUCAAGCUUUACUCAGCCCACGACUCCGAGACGGGGGAGGAGAUUGGACAGUUCUACCUGGACUUGCACCCAAGGGAAGGGAAGUAUGGCCAUGCUGCUUGCUUUGGCCUCCUGCCAGGAUGCAGAGGACCUGAUGGAAAACGCAGGCUUCCGGUGGCUGCUAUGGUGGCUAACUUUACAAAGCCGAGAAAAGGCUGGCCCUCCCUCCUCCAACACCAUGAAGUGGAGACAUAUUUUCACGAGUUUGGCCACGUGAUGCAUGAGCUCUGCUCCAAGACCACGUUUUCAGAAUUCAGCGGUACUCAGGUGGAAACAGACUUUGUGGAAGUGCCGUCCCAGAUGCUGGAGAACUGGGUUUGGGAGAAGGAGCCACUAAGAAGGAUGUCAAGCCACUACAAGGAUGGGACACCGGUCCCAGAUGAUUUGCUCGACAAACUGAUUGCAUCCAGAGUAGCAAACACGGGUCUGAUGAACCUGCGGCAGGUUGUCCUCAGUAAAGUGGACCAGUCCCUUCACUCCUGUCCAAGUGCAGAUACAGCUCAGGUGUUUGCACAGCACUGCCAGGACAUCCUCGGUAUUCCUGCUACACCUGGUCAGUUCUACUAA